AUAGACGGGCCUUUAGAUGCUCUUUGGCGGUUGGCGCCGCUUGACUUGCCAGACUCUCCAGGCCGAGUGUGUGUGUGUGUAGUGGUUGUGCUAGCAGAGCUGUUGCAGAAACUAACUGGAAAAACGCAAGACAAACGCGUGUGGCGAGCAGCAGCUAAAUUGAACUGAAGUGAACAGAAAAUAUUAAAAAAAAAAGAAAUAAAAUACGAAUACGGAAAAACGCAAGCAUAAAACACACCGGGACUCCGCAAUACGGGUUUUUUUUUUCGUUUACUCUUCCUCUUGCACAUACAUGCGUACCUGGGCAGAGAUUCAGAUUUAUCGCCUUCUCCACCCACUACUUCAUCAUCGCCAUCAUCAUCAACGCUGUUGUUGUUGCUGUCGUUCCGCCUUCGCUCUCACGUAAUCCGCCCCCGCACCACCUCGCCCGCCGGCCAACCGGCCCACAAACUGACUGAUAGACCGAAAAUCGAUUAGCGGCCUCUCUUCCUCUUCAACAUCUUCGGCAUUCGUGUGUGCGUUGCUUUGCGUUACGUUACGGUUACCGUUACGUCGCCCGCGCGUGUUGCUCGCUUGUGUUGGUGUGUGAGCAAGGUGUGGUGUGUAUAGAAAAUCGAUUGGCAAUUUGAACCGAAGAGCGCUAUCGUCGCCGCAGUCGCCGCGUGUGUGCCGUUACGCGAUUUUCAACAGCAGCCGCUCAGUAAUAUUGCUUUUAUUUUUUUGCCUGUGAAGUCCUCCUAAGUGAGUGCGAAAGAGAGAGCGAGAGUGAGCUCUCUAAAACCUCUACAAAAAAUAAAAAGUAACAGAUAAAAGAAAAACACCGGACAUGGAUAAAUCAGCGGCCACGAACUCGGCCACUGCCGAUGGCCAAAACGAGGCAGCAGCAGCAGCAGCCGCCGCCGCAGCAGCAGCAGCAACAGCAGCUGGGUGUGGCAGCAACAACAGCAGCAGUAGCAGCAGCAGUAACAACAACACUGGAAACAGCAACAAUGCACUGCAGCGUUUGGCAACAACAACAAGUGCCGUUGUGGCAUCCCCGAUGACGAUCAACCUGAACAUCAGCACCACCACCGGCGGCAAUUUCGGCGUCAGCGUCGAGCCGCACAUCAGCGUCGAGAGUCUGAAGAAGAUCAUCGCCAAGAAGCUGAAGGUGGCCAAGGAUCGCAUCUGUCUGCUGCACCGGGAGAAGGAACUGCAGGAUGGCACGCUCAGAGAUCACAACUUGAUGGACGGGUCCAAGAUCAUUUUGAUACCAAACGUGGAAACUGGUUUACUGGCUCAACGUCCGGAGAACACGGUUAUGCAAGCGCUGGAAUCGCUUAACGACGCGCAGGUUAAUGAUUUUCUCAGCGGCAAGACUCCGCUCAACUUGAGCAUGCGCCUCGGCGACCACAUGAUGCUCAUCCAGCUGCAGCUGAGCACGGUUAAUCCGGCGGGCGGUGCUGCCGCCGCAGUGGCUCCAGUCGCCAGUGGUGUGAGUGGUUCCAGUGGUUCCAGUGGUUCGAGCACCAACACAGCGGCCACCACAACAUCAACGGUGCCUGUAAUGCCAGCUGGCACUGGCUGUUCCAGCUCCAACUCCAACUCCACAUCCUCGUCUUCGUCGGCGGCGGGAGGAGCCUCUUCCUCAUCCACAUCCUCAAACUCAUCGUCAUCGUCAUCCUCUUCGUCAUCGUCAUCCUCUUCGUCAUCGUCUUCAUCGAGAACCCGCUCGUCUGGCCAGCGAUCGAGUGGAAGAAUCGGACAUGGCCACGUGCACAGCCACCAGCAUCCGAGUUUGCACGCUGCGAACUGGCACGGCGUUAGUCACGGACAUGGUCACAGCCACGGACAUGGACAUGGACACGGGCACGGACACGGGCAUGGGCAUCAUCACCAUCAUCACCACCACCAUCACCAUCAUCAUCACAACGCUUCGGCAGUGGCUGCGGGCAGCGGUGGUGGGAUGUCCUCGCUGCGCAAGAUGUACGGCGAUUUGCCCAGCUCCUCUGGAGCAUCUGGCUCUGCACCAGCCACUACUGGCAGUGGUCAGACCCAGAGCUCGUCAACGCUAAACGGGCCCGAUCUCACCAAGCUGCUAAUUAAGGGCGGCAUUCAGAAUAUCGUGAACAGCUUCGCUCUGAAGGAUGCCAGCGCCAAUGCUCGUCCUGUGGCCAAUGGUGGAUCCGGUGGAUCGAGUCCAGCGAAGCCUGUGCUGGAGCAGUCUCCCAUUAAGUCGCUGUCGAAUCUCGUGUCCAGUCCCAUCAAGAUGACGACUAUCAAAAACAUUCCCCUGCCCACGACGGCUGCCACAAGUUCCAGUUCCAGUUGCAUCUGCAGUUCUGCCGCCUCCAGCUCAUCCUCGUCCUCGUCUAGUGGAGCCUCCUGCACCACCGGCGGCUGUCAGCAGGAUCCGAUAGCCGCCAAGCUGACCUCGUGCCUGUGCACGCGUCUACCCACACCGUCAGUGGCACCGCCGGCGGCCUCUUUGGUGGCGCCCGCUCCACUGGCCAGAUCCGGAUCGACCAGCUCACCAAGCAAGUGUCCCGAAUCGAGUUGCACUGGAGCGAAUGCCGGAUUUGCCGCUCGUUCGACGGUUGCGGGCACAAGAGUCACCUUCUCCGGCAAUUCGAUGCUGCACAAGACGGGCAACAAUCGCAUCACUAGGACCAAGCAUCGUCACUACCACGGGCAUGGCCACGGUCACGGACAUGGAAAUGGUCACAGCAGUAGCAACAGCAGCACUAGCAGCAGCAGCAGCAGCAGCAGCAACAGCAGCAGCCACUUUUUCAAUCACGCCUGCGCCGGCAACCAGUCAUCCGUUAAUGCAGCCGCCUUUGCCACAAGCUCAUCAUCGUCUUCCUCGGCCCCGUCAUCUUCCUCCUCGUCGCCCUCAAAGCGUCGCAAGCUGGAGCAGGGAAUGGCAGCAGGAACGGUAGGAGCAACAGCCUCAGCCACAACAGCAGCGGCAACGGUGGCGCUGCCAGCCAGCACCAGCACCGCAACGGCAGAGCCCGAUGACGCGCUUCUGGGUGUGUCGGAUACUAGAACUCUCGCUGAGGCAUCGCGAAAUCUUACCCAGACAUUGCGCAAACUCUCCAAGGAGGUGUUCACCAACAAGAUCGAUCUGUCCGGCGCCGGCGUGGUCAGCAGCGGUCGCAGCUCAAGCAGCGGUGCCACCUCGAGUGGAGCGGCCAGUGGUGAGGAAGCACCGCGCAAGGGCGGAUCGGGAGCCGUGAUCGAGUCAAUGAAGAAUCACGGCAAGGGCAUCUACUCUGGCACCUUCUCGGGCACUCUCAAUCCGGCACUGCAGGAUCGCUUUGGACGACCCAAACGCGACAUCUCAACGGUGAUCCAUAUUCUCAACGAUCUGUUGAGUGCCACACCGCAGUACGGACGUGGUGCCCGCAUCAGCUUCGAGGCCCCGACCACUGGAUCGGUUUCUGGAUUUAGUUCGGGAUCCGGCAGCACUGGAUCUUCCUCGACUUCUUCCUCCAGCAGCGGGAUGCAUCACGGAUCGCGCAGCAAAAUGUACUCCUCCAAGCACCACAACUGCGCCAAGUGCAAUAGCCGCGCCCAGCAGCAACAGCAGCAGUCGGCGUCGUUGGCCUCUGGUAGCGGAGGUAGCUGCUCUUUCCGCGAUUGCCCGAGCUACCACUCCUCCUCCUCCGCAGCCUCCAAGGCUUCCGCCAGCUCGAAGUCGUCGUCGCACAGUUGCUGCCAGGCUGCUGAGGCACCCAGCUCGAUGGCCAGUCAAUCGAAUGGUUGCACAUGUCGCUACCGCCGCGAUGAUGGACAGGGCGAGCGGGAGCGGGAGCACACGUGCCAGAAGUGCACCGUGGAGCUGGCCAACAUGAAGACCCGCUCGAAAAUGGACCAGCUGCGCUUGGUGAUGCAGCAGCACAAGCAGAAGCGGGAGGCGCGAAAACUGAAAAGUGGUCCCUAUGCCACGCCCGCCUCCGGCUCCGCGGCCGAUAGCCUCUCCUCAACCGCUGCUGGCGGACCAGCCGCUGUUUCAAUGGGUGCGGCCGCACAGUACAGUGCUGUGAGCGCCCUGGUGGCUACGCCCCUACAACCAGCCGCUGUGCCCGUCCAGACGGGGAAGGCUGCACCCGCGAACAGCAUCAAUGGCAGCGGCGGCAGCAGCAGCAGCAGCAGCAGCAACACCAAUGCUAAUGGCAAUACUUCAACGGCACCUGCAACAGCAGCAACGGCAGCACCAGCACCAACAGCCGCACCACCCAGCGAAGUGUCCCCGAACCACAUUGUGGAGGAGGUGGAUACGGCGGCCUAAAGGCAGCAGAACCAUCAGCUAGAGCAACCACCAGCCCCGCUGACCUUAUCCUAUUUUGUAGCAUUUACUAGUUUACGCAGCAGCAACAAAGAACGAAGAGCAGACAAAAGAUGAAGAUGAUGCAGGACCAGUAGAAGCAGAGAUGAUGGGCAAACGAAAGAAACUAGAACCACAACUAAAGCUUAAAUUAAUCUAGAGUUAGUGCAUAACAACACCAAUUCUUCUGUUCAAACACCCGCUCGUUUGGUUAUCCCACCUCCAACGAUGAGGCAAAAGAUGAGAAUGGGAGCGCCCGGAAAGUCGAUAAGCUGUUAAAUUAAUUUUAAGACCCUAAAAAAACACACACACACUUCGGUGCAAGCCAAUAUAUUUUGUUGGGAGCAAAUGAAGUGCAUGAACCAGCUUCUGGAGGCGAAAUCCUUUAAUGUUUUGUAAAUUAAAUUUAGUGAAAUUUUUUGUGUGCAUCCCAGGCAAACGCUAUGUUGUGCAAUUCACAAUUUGAAUCGUAAGCAAGCAGCGUGAACGCGUGAAAUAGAAAGAAAUGAAUACGGAGAAAUUCUUAUAAUGGAAAUGUAAAUGUUCAAUAUAGAACUAAAUGUAAAACGUAUACACACAGACUAUACUAAUUGAUUUGUAAGCCAAAGCGGUGAAAAAUUUUGGUAAACUGAAAUGGAAUUAUAUUUAAUUUUAGACACACCAAAUCAAAUUUAAUAACACACACACACACUUGAUCCCACACACACACACACACACACACCUGGCUUUGGCAGCUUUAUGUUAUGUUUAACUUUUACAAUCGACGGCGGGCUGAAUGAAAAUCUGCACCUGCGACUGCGAUGUGGCGCUUUAACCUAAUUUGCCUUAAUAGAAAAUCGUUUUUCACCUAUUUUUUUUUUAAUAUAUACUUUAUCACCAAGAAUGUGUUUCGAAACGCGCCGGUAAAGACGAGCGACGAAAUGAAUUUUGUUCACCUACACCUAUACUAUUAAAUUAGUUAGUAAGACUAUGUUUUCUAUUCAUUUUACAAUUAUCAUUAAACGUAUAAUUACCGAUUUGAUUAGUUAAGUUGCGCAACAGAAGUGUCUGAGAAGCAGAAAGUAACGCUAACUUAGCUGUAUAGUUUUAAUUUAAGCCCAAGCAAUUACUUUUUUUGUCCUACACUUACUAUUAUUACCCAAUUCUACAAAUGCAAUUAGAUCUAGGCGAGUUUAACUUUUGAACUUUUGAACUUUUGAGUUGGUUUCAUUUGUCUUUGCCUCGUGUGCACCACAACUACUUGAUUUCAAUAAAUGUUUAGUAAAUGGUUUAGUUAACUAAUUUUCGUUGCUUUUAUUUCGUUGGAUUUUUGGUUACCGCAUUUUAUUUAUUUCAUUUUUUUCAGCUUUUUUUCGGGCUGCGUCUUGUGCAAUACAACAACAACAUAUAGACAAACAAAUAAAACACUCGUAAACGAAUAAGAAAACGAAUGAGCAAGUGAACAUCAAGUAUUUUGAUUUGAUUGACUCUUUAGAAAUGAUGUGCCAAUUGCAAAUACAAAUACAUGUGCGUAUAUAUGUGGAACCCUAGUAAGAAUUGUAAAUUAUAUAAAUAUAUAUAUAUAUAUGAAUAUAUCCUCCUCACACACACACACACACACUCGAUAGGCGAGGAGUAUCUAACUAAUUACACGUUUUAUCUAAGAAAAUCCCAACUUGGCACACAUUUAACAUGUGUUUGUCAGUCGUAGCUAUUUAGUGCUAAGUCGAAUUAUGUGCAAUUUAUACAAACAUUUGUUUAUGUUUCUAUAGUUUUCCCUCUAAACACCCCCUCUAAGUAUCUAUCUAUUCAUAAAGCUUUCCAUCUAUAUUCUACAUAACAAAUUCGGUAGUUAUAUUAGCAUUAGGAGACACAUAAGUUCGAUGUACGAUAACAAAUAUUGGAUUAGGCUUAGGUAAAGGGCACCAGAUGCAGGAUAUAUAUGGAUGUAUGGAUAAGGAAGGAAUAUUUAAGGAUCAUUGCAAUGUGGGAGUGGAAUGACGGAGGAACACUGAGAAAGGAUAUGGAUAAUGAUAUUGGGUGGCUUUGUAAGGGCAUUACUUUGGUUCAGAUGGGAUUUCGGUUAGAUUGAUUGAUUGAUUGAUUCGGAUUCGGACUCGGUUGGAUAAUUUCAGCAUAUCUGCGUGAUUUUCUAACAAGUACAAAAACACAAACGAUGAGAUUUUUUACAUAUAUAUAAUAUAGUUCAAAUAUUUACACGCCCCAAAUCCCCACAAUUCACUUGAUAAGAAAUUCAACCCAAAACAUAUGCGCAACAUUUGCUGAAAACGAAAAACACACAAACAAUUAUAAGAUCUAUGUGAAAAACAAAUUUUUAAUUGUAAACUAAAUUAAAUUUUUGUCGCAUUUAUUUUGAAUAGUUCAAAUUUAUCCAAAAAAGCCCCAAGCCCAAAACAAAAAAAAAAAAAAAUGAAAAUGUAGUAGAUAUACUCACAAUAAUUUAAAGACAUAUAUACACAUAUAUUUUGGAAUCGACAUUUUGCAUCUUUUUUGUUGACAUCUUCUAAAUCUAAAAACGAGAUUAUUAUCAAAGCAAAAUUAACGAAAUUAGCUAAAUUAUUACAGGCCCUUGAGCUGAGUAACAGUUGUAAACAUCUAACUGCAAAAAUUAAAAUGUUUCUCCAGUCACCUUCCCCGCAAACUUAAAAAGAAACUAAGCGAAAAAUGUAUAAAAAACGAUGUAGAAGAUCCAGAAUAUUGGAGAAAGGUUCAUAUAAUAACCAAUAGGACUUAAGUGGUGGGUUCGGAUCGAACGAACUUAGAUCAAUUUUAAUGCAAGCUUCUUCAGAACUUAAAUACAACCAAAAGAUAAUGUCUCUAUCUCCAGAAAUUGGAACUAUUAAACGCGAUAUAAAAGCGUCAUCAAAAGUUUGAAAUCAAGCAGAGUUGCAUGGAAUACAUUUUGAUGGCGGAAGUGAAUGCAGCGGAAAUGCCGCCGACAUUUUUUUUUUGGAAAGUGCACAUAAACACACUCAAAAAAAAGAGCGUACGAAUAAGAUGGAUAUUAAAUGUGAAACUUGUUCGCCAUAUGAAAUCCAAUUUAUAUUGUUGUGUGUACUGAUUAAAUGACCGUGACCAUAUUACUUAUAUACACGAAUAUAUAUAUAUACAAAUAUAUAUAUAUAUAUAGAUGCAUAUACAUAUAGAUAUACACACACUUUGCCAUAGCCAAAAAACCGGAAGAAUAAACUUGAACAAGAAGUUGGGAAUCAAUUUCUUACAAUUGCAUGUAUAAAAUGAUACAAAGUAAGCAAAUGAAACAAUGCAAGUAAAAGUAUUCGUCAAUAAACAUUAUUUCCAAACACAGUAA
Drosophila yakuba is the source of this 7619-nucleotide messenger RNA. It is a transcript of the gene stx, whose product is annotated as midnolin homolog. Lineage: Eukaryota; Metazoa; Arthropoda; Insecta; Diptera; Drosophilidae. The coding region runs from base 827 to 4273 and encodes 1148 amino acids. The record is from RefSeq and is a predicted model, not a curated record. Gene Ontology annotation, cellular component: nucleus. The transcript is spliced from 4 exons. Gene Ontology annotation, molecular function: protein binding.